Messenger RNA from Nannochloropsis gaditana CCMP526, 624 nucleotides. RefSeq lists its product as uncharacterized. The record is from RefSeq and is a predicted model, not a curated record. The annotation marks the transcript as partial. The transcript has a single exon.
AGGACACGCGAUGGCGCGGCCGUGGUGUUUCUACUUUGUACAGGGGGAGGAAGGAGAAAGUCCUGAGGAGCCAAAUGUCUUCGCCCUUCCCUCAAACGGGGCCGCAAGCUUGAAACACUUCCUAGGUGCCUUCCCGCUAACCCAGCAAAAAGGCGGGGACAGGGUAUACCAUGCACGCUUCAAAGUCAAAGACGACCUAUUCGGCUAUGUCUGGCAAGACGUCGUUGAUCCCCAGGACACCCUUCCUGUUUAUCAAGGCGCCAUCCAUGUCAAAGUCCUCCGCCUGGACAAGCCCCCAAGGCCCACCACGCGGCUCCGUCGCAAGCCUUUAGGGACUUUGGGAGGGGGAAGACCUGCUGCAAGUAUGCGCCAGGAUGUGGGACGCGGAACAGCGUCGACGGCUCGAAACACAACUUCCUCCUCCCACGUGGCAACGCCGCCUCGAAGACCUGAUGUUUCCACUGCUUCGUCUGGCGUGGCAGCCACUGCCGUGCCCAGUGCAGUCCGUCCCCCUACUUCCUCCUCCUCUGGAAUAAGCACGCAGACCGUAGAACAGGGUCGGUCGGUGAAGGCCCCUGGAGAGAGACCUUCCGCCUCUGGAACAAGCACGCAGACCGUAGAACA